Messenger RNA from Coccinella septempunctata (seven-spotted ladybird), 4114 nucleotides. RefSeq names its product transient-receptor-potential-like protein. The record is from RefSeq and is a predicted model, not a curated record. Gene Ontology annotation, cellular component: membrane; cation channel complex. Gene Ontology annotation, molecular function: protein binding; store-operated calcium channel activity; inositol 1,4,5 trisphosphate binding. NCBI's taxonomy places the organism in Eukaryota, Metazoa, Arthropoda, Insecta, Coleoptera, Coccinellidae. The transcript has 17 exons. Bases 44 to 3907 code for a protein of 1287 amino acids. Gene Ontology annotation, biological process: regulation of cytosolic calcium ion concentration; calcium ion transmembrane transport; manganese ion transport.
GGAAGAUGUAGAAGGGUGUCCAAUUACUCGAACGAGUAUAGCAAUGCCUAAUCUUCCUAAACUUUUGACAGUGGAGGAAAAGAAGUUCCUACUUGCAGUUGAAAGAGGCGAUAUGGCGAACGUAAAAAGGAUGUUGCAACAAGCUCAGAGAAAGGAGAAUCUUGAUAUAAAUUGUGUGGAUAGUUUAGGCAGGGGUGCCCUAACAAUAUCAAUAGAUCAAGAGAAUCUGGAAAUGGUGGAACUACUAAUAAUUAUGGGUGUUCAAACUAAAGACGCACUCCUGCAUGCUAUCAACGUGGAGUUCGUGGAAGCAGUGGAGCUGUUAUUAGAACAUGAAGAGUUAAUUCAUACGGAAGGGGAGCCCUAUAGUUGGCAGACAGUAGACAGUAACACUGCAUCCUUUACUCCUGAUAUAACGCCCCUAAUUUUAGCUGCUCACAGAAAUAACUACGAAAUAUUAAAAAUUCUUUUAGACCGCGGAGCAACCCUUCCCAUGCCUCAUGAUAUCAAAUGUGGCUGUGAUGAAUGCAUAACUUUAUCCCAACAAGAUUCCUUAAGGCAGGCCCUAUCUCGUCUGAAUGAAUAUAAAGCUCUUGCAAGUCCUUCCCUAAUAGCACUCACAUCCAGUGACCCCAUUUUAACAGCUUUUCAGCUGUCGUGGGAACUCAGAAGUCUGGCCUUCGCAGAACCGGAGUGUAAGUCUGAAUACCUAGAUCUACGCCGUCAAUGCCAACAAUUCGCUGUGGACCUCCUGCACCAAUCUAGGAGCUCUCAAGAACUAGCUAUCAUUUUGAAUCAUGAUCCUGACGAUCCUACACCUUAUAAAGAAGGAGAUCAUAUGAGACUUUCCCGAUUGGAGCUCGCCAUACAGUACAAGCAAAAAAAGUUUGUUUCACAUCCGAACAUUCAGCAAUUGUUGGCAGCAAUCUGGUACGAAGGAGUUCCAGGAUUCAGGAGGAAAAGCUCCCUUCAAAAAAUAGGGAUUAUCGUCAAGGUUGCCCUACUCUUUCCCUUUUACUGCAUGUUGUACAUCGUUGCACCCACCACCGAAACCGGCAAGCUGAUGAGGAAACCGUUCAUGAAAUUCUUGAUACAUGCGUCCUCCUAUUUGUUUUUUCUACUAAUUCUUAUUUUGGUUUCUCAAAGAGCUGAAGACUUCUUCAUCGAAAUUUUUGGAACAGAAAGCUGGAAAGAAAGCGUUGUUACAAAAUAUGAAAGGCAAAGAGGUAAUCCACCGAUGCUCCUCGAGUAUGUAGUCCUUAUCUACGUCAUAGGUUUCAUAUUUGAAGAAGCACAUGAGAUGUAUUCUGAAGGAUUUUCCCAUUAUAUCAGAAAUUUGUGGAAUAUUAUUGAUUUCAGCAGAAAUUUCCUAUAUACUGCUGUUUUCUUCUUGAGAGUGGCUGCUUAUUUAGAACAAAAUUCACAAAUUACUCAAAACCCAGGUACGGCAUAUCUAAGAAGAGAAGAAUGGGCUGCUUUCGACUUUCAGUUAGUAGCAGAGGGAUUAUUUGCGGCAGCAAACAUAUUCAGUGCAUUGAAACUUGUCCACCUUUUCUCUAUUAAUCCACACCUUGGACCCCUGCAGAUUUCGCUUGGAAGAAUGGUGAUUGAUAUUGUGAAGUUCUUCUUCAUAUACAGCUUGGUGCUUUUCGCGUUCGCUUGUGGACUGAAUCAGCUUUUAUGGUAUUUCUCGGAUCUGGAGAGACAAAAAUGUUUUCAUCUCCCUAAUGGGAAUGCGGAUUUCGCAAAUUUUGCUGACUCGUGCAUGAAAUGGAGAAGAUUUGCCAAUGUUUUCGAAUCGUCACAAUCCCUAUUUUGGGCUAGUUUCGGUCUGGUUGACCUAUCCAGCUUCGAAUUGACAGGAAUCAAAACCUACACAAGAUUUUGGGGCCUUCUGAUGUUUGGAUCGUAUUCCGUUAUAAACGUUAUCGUACUACUGAAUCUCCUCAUAGCCAUGAUGUCAAACUCAUAUGCCAUCAUAGAGGAACACUCAGAUACUGAAUGGAAAUUUGCCAGAACUAAACUUUGGCUGAGUUAUUUCGAAGAAAGUGCAACACUGCCACCACCUUUUAACCUAAUACCUACCUCGAAAUUAUUCUUGAAAUUAUUAGGUUUGAGGAGGAAGGAUAAACUAAGAAAGCUAUCUUCCAAGAGACGAAACAGGGAGGAAAAAGAACGCGACUAUAAAUAUUCGGCAGUAAUGAGAGCCCUAGUAUGGCGAUAUGUGGCGACAAAACAUAGAAAAGUAGAGGAAAAUCCAGUUACUGAAGAUGAUGUAAAUGAACUCAAAAGUGAUAUAUCUUCGUUUAGAUAUGAAAUACUGGAAGUUUUGCAUAGAAACGGUAUGGAUACAUCGUCAGCUGAUAGAAAAGAAAAAGCUAUUCUGGGAAAAAGGAAUAAAGUAUGGGAACGGAGAUUAAUGAAAGACUUCAAAGUGGGUCCAAUAGCUACAGAAGACGAGGAAGAACUGCUUCAUACCCCUCCUCAGAAUGAAACUGCAACUGCAAGAUUUCGGAGGAUAGCCAAGUUAGCUAUUUUGAAUUCAGGAAUGAACAAAUGGCGACAAGUUAUAAGAGGUGCCUGCAUAGCAUCGCAAAUUGGACAUUGCCACAAUCGACAGUCCUUCAAAAAGCAACAAAAUUUACAACAGGCAAUACUAGCGGCACAAAAGUUUGCCGAAAAGAGUCCAGAGGCAUCCAGAUCAGUGACACCUAUAAACCUGCCUGAUACGACUGCAUUGAACAUAUUCAACAUAAUGAAAGACUUCGAUGGUAUCAAUUCGAAUCUGUCAAGUCCGUUUAUUUCACAAGAACCUUUGUUACACCAACUAGAUCCAGACUUAAUCAAUCUCAGCAGCAACCAAACUUCCCCAAUUACCCAAAACGCAGGGUCACCAUCUUUCAAACAUAUUUUAGGAAAAGAUUUUUCUUCAGUGAGCACUAUAGAAGUACCAAUAAACUGUGGACCAAAUUCUAGUAUCGCAUCAAAACAAACAAAUAAAGAAUCUACCAGCGCAACAGAAGAGUCAGAAAAUGCAGAAAAGAUCAAAAGUUCUGCUUAUGAUGAACAAUUAGAAAUCAAAGAUGUCAUGCAACAUUCAACUCUGAUAUUCUCCUCUGGCCUAGUUCAACCUGAGACAACUUCACAAGAAAAUCCUGAAGGAAAUUCAAAGUACCCUGAAUUUCAAGUAACAGGAACAGAUGGGAGACACAUAGAUAUCAGAAGCCCAAUAUUACCACGAAAAUUCAAUCAUGAUACUUUCGAGAACUUCACACCUGGAAGUAAUGAUGAUCCCGAAGAAAUUGGGAUAUCAACUACCACAUUAGAUAGAACUUCAGAUUCUGAUGGAGGAUCUAAAUUGAAGAAUGCAGAAAAUAAUCUGAGGGAAAAUUCCUCAGAUCCGAAUUUUCCCAAAGUUGGACAACUCGAUUCAACAAAUUCGUCAGGAAUCAAUUCAAAAAGUAUCCCUUCACUGAGUUUACCUCUUCAACAUCAAGGAGCACCAUCAGCACAAAGCGAAUCCGAGAAGGAGAAAAUGUAUUCAAUUAUAACAGAAGAAGACGUCAACAUAUCAACAAAUGAUAAGGCAAAACAUACUGAGGAAAAUAUUGCAGAGCUUUCGAGAGUGAAAGGCCCAACUGUUACUUUUUCACCCAUCUUAGAAGAUGAACAAGGUGAAUCAUCUGAACUAGCAAAGCCAAUAGCUGCUGAUGAAGCAGAUGUCCUUUCAAAAACGCCACUGAAAUCCAGCUUGAAGGCACAGCGUCGAGAGGUCCCGAUUGCUACCACAUUAUCACCAAACGUGCCUACAAGUCCAUCAAUUUCGAGCGAUGGAAAGUCACCCUUGGCCUCGAGAAACAUCCACAGAGUGCCAAAGAAAUAUCAACCAAAAUUUGGAUGGUUGUAAAAAACCAAUACAUCAACGAAAAUAAGAUGAAUAAAAUACAUAAUAUUAAGAAUAUAAUUUUUACACGAAUUGAUCUAAAAGAUUAACGUAAUACCUACAUAACAAUAUUCUUUGACUUUGAAGAAAAUGAAUCGAAUCCGGUUUUGUGUAAUAAUUUGUACUUAUCAUCAGAAAUUACAUUACAAUAAACAUAAGCAUUUUUAAAUA